AUGGCAACAGACACGACUGAGUUGGGAAAGGGAGAAGUUCCUCCACACCCCCCUCCGUCUGGACCCAAGCGUGAACGGUGGUCCGGCUGGGCAGCGUGGGAUCAGUAUUGCAGGGUACGCCAACAGGAGAGACGCUUAGAUGCCAUCCGUCAGUUCAUUAUACCAUCUAUCGACUACUUUUAUAGCUUAGAUAAAGAGAGUCUCCGGACCAUCAAGCUGCUGAGCUUGGACUUCCCAGAGCCCCCAGACUUGGAUAAUUGUCCCUGCGACACGGUUGAUGAUUAUCUCCAAGAUGUCUACCGCAUGGUACUCAAUAUCGCAUUACCACGGAAUCUCGAUGGGAGAACUAGGUGUGGCACCAGACAGACGACUCUGGGACGCUAUCUUCAACCCUACAAGUCACUUGAGGUCUCAACAUUCAGCUCUCUCAUACGCCUCCUAGAAGUUCUCCCCAGUGUUAACGAGAACGAGCCGGUCUUGACGAAGCUGUUUACGGCAGACUUGGACUCCGAUGAUCGUCCUUUCUAUGAAGCCCUCUCCUACGCGUGGGGCGAAAUGUCUCAGGCUGGUGAGGGGCAAAAGUAUCAUAUACACGUAAACGGCUACAAACGGGCUGUGACUCCGAAUCUACAUGGCGCUCUGUCCUCACUUCGGCAUGCCCAUUACCCCAGGACGUUGUGGGUCGACUCGAUUUGCAUCAAUCAGGCCGAUGACGAAGAGCGAAGUCAGCAGGUCGAACUCAUGGCUAGGAUAUAUGUUGAGGCGCACAGGGUUCUGGUAUAUCUCGGCUCGUCUACACCUUCAUCAGUUCACCUCUUCAGCACAUUACAGCAUCUCCUAGAAAACACCGAUGAUGAUGCCAGGCAAGAAAAACACCAACAAGACGAACGAGACUACGAACACGAACGCGGCAACUAUUACGACGGAGCGGCAGAUCCAGGCUUCUGGAAGAUUUGCCAUGAUGCUGGGCCAGAUCUGAUCGAGGGGCUCAUCGACCUCUGCACGAGAACGUGGUGGACGAGGGUCUGGGUUUUACAAGAAUACACACUGAACAAACGCGACCCGGUCUUCUACUGCGGACGGCUUAAAAUAGCCAACGCAGUCCUGGCCAAGAACUUCAGCAGGCUGUACGACUGGGUAGAACAUCGUAAGCGACAUAACACUCCGUUGAAGAAUUGCCCUCACCCGGCGUGCAGCAUAACUAUUAUUCCCAACAAAGACGCGAUAGAGAUCCAGGAUUGUGAUCUUGAAAGGGAAGGUGAAGAGCAACGCAACGCGGAAGAAUGCGGCGUUCUCAAGUUUACGGAUCAAAAAGACGCAAGAUCCUUGCUUCCCAAGCAAGGGUCCUUGGAACGGGAGUGGUCCGCGUGGGGUCAGCGAGUCUGGAGAACCAACCAUGUCCUCAACUGGCGUUACUACUGUUCGACGGCAUCGUUGCCAAUCUUCUCGUCAAUGGGCAUGCAGGCUCAAUGUACAAUACCUCACGACGCUGUGUAUGGCCUACGCGAACUCAUGGACCCCCUGUUCCGGAGCCUCUUCCCACCAGACUAUACAAUACCAAUUUCGACGCUGUUCACCCGUCUUGCAGUUUACGUCCUGGUGGCGGAUAUGAACACGAAUAUAUUUUGGUACUUCCCUCACCGCCUCCGAGAUAGUCUAUUGGAAGGUGAGGCACAGUUAGAGACUAGAGAGGAGGUCGACGUGCCUUCAUGGGUACCUGACUUUACGAGACCACGCGCCCCAACAGCCGCUGAGCCAUCGCCGUCUCAUGCUACGCUGAAGUCUGGGGAUUGGGAGCUUGGCCCACACAUAUUCGACCGCGUGCUGUUCAUGAGCGGUCUACUACUUGACGAGAUCGUUGAAGUUUUCCCUCUGCCCUCCCACGACCCGUUCUUGCUUCUGCAACAGUUGUGGUAUGUCGAGCGGUUAUAUAUGGACCCCGGCUAUCUUCACAGAGACGACGAGCAGCAGAGGGAGACCUUAUAUAAGAUGCUGACAGCCUUGAAUGGCAUAACUGCGUAUCCGAGCAUUGCUUGGGCGACUCAGGGUGCCUCCAACCCUACCAUCGAUGUUUCCAUAGUCGAAAUCAUCGGGGAACUCGCAAAGCUACAACAGUUGCUAGCCGAGUCUCUUCGGAGCUAUUUGGACAAGAUUCCAUCCAUUGUCGAUGCCAUCAUGGGCAAAGAACAGCGCGGUGAUGAGGAAUCAACGGGACGGGCUUACGAAGGAUCAGAUCGAGAAGAUGCGUCAGGCCUUGCACCAGCCGUUAGCGCUCUGCACGUAUCAACGAGCGAUUCUGGCGGAAUUCCUAGCAUGGACCGUAAAGGCUACAUUCUACAGAUAGGGAAGCGUCUCUUUGAGCUGUUCGACUUCCUGGCCAUGGCACCAACCUGGACAGACUUUGUCGGCAUAUGCGCCUUUGACUAUCAUAACCUCCGCGCGCAGGUACUUCAUAGGCUCUGCAUCGUAUCGGCACAGAAAAUUGCGGACACUAUAGGGCAAAUGCCUGGCUAUGAGUACUUGCAGGAGCGUCUUGGUCCUCGACAGCGAACCUCGGAAUGUGGCACUACACACGCGCCCGUGGUGUAUGGAAGGUACCUAAAGGCCAUCGAGAACGGUACGUGCCACCCUCUCGAGACACACUUUGGAGAGGGUUUUGUGAUAGACCUGGCGGCAAAGAUUCACAAGGCCAUGGCGACCAUGAUUGGCCUGGAAGGAGACACUGUUUUCAAGGCCGUGGAUGCACAGGUUGUUCCGCAAGAAGCGGGAAGGGAAUCGGCUGAAAAGCCGCAGCACAUCGCUUGCACGAUUCCGGCGGCCUGGCUUAGUGACGCGUUAAGCGAGGGGUGGCAAGGCGAAGAAAGGGUGGCGUACAAUGGAGAUCUAUCGUCUUUGGGCUUCCCGCACUUUGAGGACGGCCACCCUUUUGGUACCCUGACACGGUGGCGGCAGCCCUCACGUCCGAUCAAAUACGACGUGCACACAGGCCUGCAAUGUGUCGUCGAAGCACUGGCGGGGCGUGAGCUCUUCCUGACCGAGACCGGGCUAGUCGGGCUGACCGGAGUGGGUGUGGCUGGAGUCCAGAGGGGAGAUGAUAUUUUUAUGCUACAUGGUAUGUCUUACCUGCUUAUUGCUAGACUAGAGCCACCGUCUGACCUUGGAGCUGCGAGGAAGAGCAGACGGGAGAUGUCGACGAGAGGGAUGAGAAGAGAGAUCGUGGGCACAUCUACGGUGAAGGGUAUUGAUCCCAAGGAUGGAGCGGUGGAGGGAGCUACCAUCCCCUCUUGGUUUAAGCCUAUUACGGACGCCCGAGGACGUUAU
Clonostachys solani is the source of this 3321-nucleotide messenger RNA. NCBI's taxonomy places the organism in Eukaryota, Fungi, Ascomycota, Sordariomycetes, Hypocreales, Bionectriaceae. The record is from the annotation of a GenBank genome assembly.